Messenger RNA from Mesoplodon densirostris (Blainville's beaked whale), 1670 nucleotides. RefSeq lists its product as uncharacterized. The transcript has 4 exons. The record is from RefSeq and is a predicted model, not a curated record. NCBI's taxonomy places the organism in Eukaryota, Metazoa, Chordata, Mammalia, Artiodactyla, Ziphiidae. Bases 1 to 1194 code for a protein of 397 amino acids.
AUGCCGGGGUCCACGCCCAGCGCCCGCGCCCUGAUUCCCGCAGUCUGCAUGCCUCCCCCCACACCUUCCCCCAAAGUCCAACACCGAACGCCUUUGGCCUCCUUCCUUUCCAGGGGCCGCUGGCCGAAGCCGGAGUCAAACUUUUUCGGGGGUGGAGGGGGGAGGCGGGGGGCGGGAGAGUUUACUCGGGCUGGGGAUAACCUGGAGCCUACUGCCCGGGAAGAUCCGGACGCAGACCGAAGCCGACCAACCAUUAGAAAUUGCAUCCAAUGGGAAUAUUUCCACUCGGGCCCUCGGCUGCGGAGUCGCGCAGACUCCCGGAGCGGCUCACCCAUCGACGCGGACUCGGGGCGGUUUCGGACGGACCCCGGCAGUCGGGGGCGUGGACUCGGCUCCCAGCGAGCUGCGAGCGAAGGGACGCACGCGGGGAGGAGCGCCUCGGCCCCUCCGCUACUGGGGAGGUCCCGGCGCCCGCCGAGGGCCGGGACCUGCGGCACCCCAGGCCACUGCUCCGCGCCUUCUAGGGUCAACUCCCUGGCACAUACCCCAACCCGAUGGCCCAAGCCCUGGCACUCGGGUCAAAGCCGCCUAUGCAAUGCCACCUUGGGCCCCAAGAAACCUACACUACGGAGAGACGAUCGCUCCAGGCUGGCCGGCGGGUCUCCAAAGCACAGCAGGCAACAUCCCCACACCGACCCAGACUUCUCCCGGGUUACCUUGUCCACGCUCUCCAGACCACGCUUUGGACUUUCUCACUUUUAUUUAAGAGUCCACCCGGAGAAAGAGGAGAAAAAAAUCCAGAAGAGAUCCGAGUCAAUUGGAAAGAAAAACUUUCAAAAGGGUGUCCACAGCGGCGAAAAAGUUCUCCUUGAGCACUUGGAACCCAGAUCGCUGCCCGGGUGGAGUGGGCACCCUUGGUUCCCCAGGGCCCGGCCUGUCUCCUGGCUCCUGGGGCCCGGGCGCCUGGACCUGCCGUGUUUGUCAAUAAUAUCAGAGCCGAGUGCUGAGGCGGGAUGGCCGGGGCUUGGCGGCCGGAGACUGUUUGUGCCCCUCUGGCAAAUGGUAGGCGUAGGGAGCCUGCGGAACAGACCCAAGAUUAUCAUCGCCACGCGGACCUCCCGACCUCAUCAAUGCACCUCUUUGUGCAACAAUACAAACUUUGUGGCUGCCGAAAAAUCCAUUUUUUCCCCUUGAAAGGAGCUCCUGCGGCGAGCGGCUCCCCUGGCGGCCGGAGCUCGUAGACUGCCGCCCCUCUCCCCCUCCCCCAGCGGCUCCCUCCACUCGCCGGGGCCCGUUUGCUUUCUCUCUGACUCUUGGCCUGGGUCAGGCUCCCGGGCUCCCACUUGCCCCUCUGGGUCCUCCUUAAGGUUUUGGGUCCCCUGGUAUGUGCAGGCUCGGGGGUCCCAGUGGAUGGGAGAGAGACUGCAGCUCCCCGCCCCGGGGCCCUUCGCAGCCCUCGGGACAGAGCCGGGAGUGAGAGCCGGGUCAGCUGCGCCCCGCGUCCCGGGAGCGGUGAGGUGGGAGGGGUUACCGCGCCCAUAACCCCCCAGGAAACCUGGACGCCGCGAACCGAGCUCGCUGUAGUCUGUGUCUGCUCUGCCACCUCCUGGGAGCCAUCCAUCCACCCAUCCAUUUACUGAUUACCCGUCCAUUGAUUCACUCGUUUUUCA